AUAAGAACUGGAAGCCUCUUUGAAGUCAAAGACUAGCAGUGGUGGAGCUGAACAGAGCUGCCAUGGCCCUGGGGCCGGCUGUCCACCUCAUUCUGUUCCUGAGCCUUCAAGCCCUGACUGUCCAGGCUGCUGACACCUGUCCAGAGGUGAAGAUGGUGGGUCUGGAGGGCUCCGACAAGCUCAGCAUUCUCAGAGGCUGCCCAGGGGUGCCUGGAGCCCCAGGACCCAAGGGAGAGGCAGGCGCCAGUGGAGGAAGAGGAGAGCAAGGUCCACCUGGCAUCCCUGGGAAAGCAGGACCCAAAGGAGAGAGGGGGCCACGCGGAGAGAAAGGAGAGCCUGGGCUUGCAGAACCAUGCAGGACAGGACCACAGAGCUGCAAGGAGCUGCUUACCCAGGGGAACCCUCUGAGCGGCUGGUACACCAUCUUCCUCCCCAACUGCCAGCACCUGACGGUGCUCUGUGACAUGGACACGGACGGGGGGGGCUGGACUCCUCUCUUGCCCCAGGUUUUCCAGCGGAGGAUGGACGGCUCCGUGGACUUCUAUCGGGACUGGGCUGCAUACAAGAAGGGCUUUGGCAGUCAGCUGGGAGAGUUCUGGCUGGGGAACGACAACAUCCACAUUCUGACCGCCCAGGGCACUAGCGAGCUCCGUGUGGACCUGGUGGACUUUGAGGGCAACCACCAAUUUGCCAAGUACAGCUCAUUCAAGAUGGCGGGAGAGGCAGAGAAAUACAAACUGAUCCUGGGGGCCUUUGCAGGGGGCAAUGCAGGAGAUUCCCUGACAGCUCACAAAAACCGGUUCUUCUCCACCAAAGACCGGGACAAUGACGAGAACUCUGCAAGCUGCUCUGUGCUGUACCAGGGGGCCUGGUGGUACGCAAGUUGUCACAUGUCGAACCUGAACGGUCGCUACCUCGGGGGGACCCACGAGAGCUACGCAAAUGGCAUCAACUGGAAGUCGGGGAAGGGACACAACUACAGCUACCAGACCUCCGAGAUGAAGCUGCGGCCCACCUAGCUCGGGGCCAGCCACCCUCACCUGUCCCUUCAGGGCCCUGUCCGCCCACAGUGGGGAAAUCACGUGCACAGGCGUGUUAACAGCAGAAUCUUAGUUCUGUGUCCCCUGUUCAUUCCAGCUCUGCCUCGAUGCCUCACAGCUUUGUCGAUCUGAUUUUGUAAAGCUCAGCACCUCUCAUCUUCAUGUCUCAGACCGCAUGCAUCCCCAAACCUUACUGGAAUGAUGAAUAUUAUUUUUUUAAUUGUUUACUUUUUGGCAGACAACAUGUUUUUCCCAUUUUUAAUUUGCA
Loxodonta africana (African savanna elephant) is the source of this 1308-nucleotide messenger RNA. Its product is annotated as ficolin-1. The record is from RefSeq and is a predicted model, not a curated record. Gene Ontology annotation, molecular function: signaling receptor binding; antigen binding; carbohydrate derivative binding. The transcript has 9 exons. Bases 63 to 1019 code for a protein of 318 amino acids. Lineage: Eukaryota; Metazoa; Chordata; Mammalia; Proboscidea; Elephantidae. Gene Ontology annotation, biological process: complement activation, lectin pathway.